ACUGGCGCACACAUGACACGCGCGCAUAACUGUCAAGGGGUGCUCGAUGUGACCGCAACGCAACGCACGGGACGCACCCGGCCACUCGCCGCGCGCUCUCAUCCCCCUAGCAGAUUGAACCAGCAGCAGCCGGAGCGACCGUCGAGCCCUCCAUCCGCGACGCGCGCGCGCACGGGACCUGGCAGGAGGAGGCAACGAUGGAGGACGCGUACGGGCGCACGAGCGCGGCGGUCGCGUCCUGCUGGGGCCGGUUCGGCCUGGCGGCGCUGUGGCGCAGGCUCAGGCGGAUGGGCUGGCCGCGCCGGCGCUACCGGACGUACGUGCUCGGCGCCGGCGGGCUCAACUACGACCCGGUCAGCUACUCCCAGAACUUCGACGACGGGAGGGUCUGCGAGUGCGAGCCCGACUUCCUGGACAGGUUCGCGGCGCGCCGGCUUGGCAUCGUCGGUGAAGUCUUAGCCGUGCGUGCUAGGUUCCAGCCGUCUGGUGCGCAUGUCUUGGUAGUCUCAAGCAUGAGUAGUCAAUAGGCGGUCAUGUUGGCCAUGUCUGUUUAUCCUAGGAGCACUGUAUGCCCUUAGGUGUCGGCGUGAGCGUCGCUCCGCGGUUGUAAACCAAACUAUUCAUUUUCUUUUCUUAGUAUAAUGAUACGUCGCAAUUUUCCUA
Molecule: messenger RNA, 663 nt
Organism: Panicum hallii
Lineage: Eukaryota; Viridiplantae; Streptophyta; Magnoliopsida; Poales; Poaceae
Exons: 1
Coding region: 198-527 (109 amino acids)
Source: RefSeq, a predicted model, not a curated record